This is a messenger RNA of Tarenaya hassleriana, 753 nucleotides long. RefSeq names its product 40S ribosomal protein S15a-1. Lineage: Eukaryota; Viridiplantae; Streptophyta; Magnoliopsida; Brassicales; Cleomaceae. Gene Ontology annotation, cellular component: ribosome; cytosolic small ribosomal subunit. The record is from RefSeq and is a predicted model, not a curated record. The transcript has 4 exons. Bases 124 to 516 code for a protein of 130 amino acids. Gene Ontology annotation, biological process: translation. Gene Ontology annotation, molecular function: structural constituent of ribosome.
UGCUCCGUUGGAAACCUAAUUUCUUUAAUCUCGCUUUAGAACCUCCGGUUGUGCAUCUGCCGGGAUCUCCCUGCUUCCAAUCUCGUUCUUUCUCGCGCCCAAUAGGAUUGUGAAGAGGAGACAAUGGUGAGGAUCAGUGUCCUGAAUGAUGCUCUUAAGAGCAUGUAUAACGCCGAGAAGCGAGGGAAGCGUCAGGUCAUGAUCAGGCCAUCUUCCAAAGUGAUUAUCAAGUUCCUUAUUGUGAUGCAGAAACAUGGUUACAUUGGAGAGUUUGAAUAUGUCGAUGACCACAGAGCUGGGAAGAUUGUGGUUGAAUUGAACGGAAGGCUUAACAAAUGCGGCGUUAUCAGCCCCCGUUUCGAUGUAGGAGUGAAAGAAAUCGAAGGAUGGACUGCCAGAUUGCUUCCAUCAAGACAGUUCGGAUACAUUGUGUUGACAACCUCGGCAGGCAUCAUGGAUCACGAAGAGGCCAGGAGGAAAAACGUAGGUGGUAAAGUGCUUGGUUUCUUCUACUAGGCUCUGGUCGGGUUCUGUCUUUUGCGAGAUCUUUGUUUGCCAUAGAUACAUUUUGAUGGGUUUGUCUCAACUUGGUUAAAUAUUUGCUUUGCUUCUUCUAUUUGGGCGGAAGAGAAGAGACAUGUUGCCUAAGCGUAUGCGAUAUCGUUCUGUAUGCUCUAAGCAAGUGUUAGGGCAGAAAGUUGUCGGAAUUGAGGGGUUUUGAGUUGAUUCUUGCCAUGGAUUUUAUCCAUUAUC